Messenger RNA from Verticillium nonalfalfae, 1191 nucleotides. It is a transcript of the gene GCN5, whose product is annotated as histone acetyltransferase. Gene Ontology annotation, molecular function: protein binding; histone H3 acetyltransferase activity. The transcript has 3 exons. NCBI's taxonomy places the organism in Eukaryota, Fungi, Ascomycota, Sordariomycetes, Glomerellales, Plectosphaerellaceae. Gene Ontology annotation, biological process: positive regulation of transcription by RNA polymerase II; chromatin remodeling. Bases 1 to 1191 code for a protein of 396 amino acids. The record is from RefSeq and is a predicted model, not a curated record. Gene Ontology annotation, cellular component: histone acetyltransferase complex.
AUGAAGGAGGAGAACAACAAGCGCAAGGCCUCCGAGGACCCCUCCUCGCCAGCGGCCUCGAAGCGCAUCAAGCACGAUGAAUCCGCCGAACCUGAACCCGAGCCCAAAGUGGCCAUGAAGCCUAUUCCAUUUCCCGAAAAGCCCGCCGUCAUCGAAGAGCGCAACAACGAGAUAGAGUUUCGUGUUGUCAACAACGAUAACGAGCGCGAGUCCCUCAUCAUCCUCACUGGUCUCAAAUGCAUCUUCCAGAAACAGCUCCCGAAGAUGCCCAAGGAUUACAUUGCCCGCCUCGUCUACGACCGCACGCACCUGUCGAUCGCCAUUGUGAAGAAGCCCCUCGAAGUCGUGGGAGGUAUUACCUACCGCCCCUUCAAGGGCCGACAGUUUGCCGAGAUUGUCUUCUGCGCCAUAUCUAGCGACCAGCAGGUCAAGGGCUACGGCGCCCAUCUCAUGUCGCACCUCAAGGACUACGUCAAGGCGACGAGCGACGUCAUGCACUUCCUCACCUAUGCCGACAACUACGCCAUUGGCUACUUCAAGAAGCAGGGGUUCACCAAGGAGAUCACGCUGCCGCGGUCCGUGUGGAUGGGCUACAUCAAGGACUACGAAGGCGGCACGAUCAUGCAGUGCUCGAUGCUGCCGCGCAUCCGCUACCUCGAGAUGGGCCGCAUGCUGCUCAAGCAGAAGGAGUGCGUGCAGGCCAAGAUCCGGGCCUUUUCCAAGUCGCACAUUGUGCACGCGCCGCCCAAGGAGUGGAAGAACGGCGUCAAGCCCAUCGACGCCCUGACGGCGGUGCCCGCCAUCCGCGCCUCGGGCUGGUCGCCGGCCAUGGACGAGCUCGCGCGCCAGCCCCGCCACGGGCCCAACUACAACCAGCUCCUCCACCUGCUCAACGACAUGCAGAACCACGCCUCGGCCUGGCCGUUCCUCAUCCCCGUCAACAAGGACGACGUCGCCGACUACUACGACGUCAUCAAGGAGCCCAUGGACCUCAGCACCAUGGAGGUCAAGCUCGAGGCCGACCAGUACGCCACGCCCGAGGACUUUACCCGCGACGCCAAGCUCGUCUUUGACAACUGCCGCAAGUACAACAACGAGACGACCCCGUACGCCAAGUCGGCCAACAAGCUCGAAAAGUUCAUGUGGGCCCAGAUCAAGGCCAUCCCCGAGUGGUCGCACCUCGAGCCGUAG